This is a messenger RNA of Lithohypha guttulata, 2277 nucleotides long. RefSeq lists its product as uncharacterized. The record is from RefSeq and is a predicted model, not a curated record. Bases 1 to 2277 code for a protein of 758 amino acids. The transcript is spliced from 3 exons. Lineage: Eukaryota; Fungi; Ascomycota; Eurotiomycetes; Chaetothyriales; Trichomeriaceae.
AUGGCAGGCCGUAACCCACCUGCCAUCACACUCAACGACUCGUCUCCCAUCACGCAUACGACGACGAGCACGUACACCAUUGGCAGACAACGUAAUCGAAGUCCAGCGACUGCAACAACUGCCAGCAACAAUUUACGACCAGUGACUCCAAACAAUGACAAUUCCACUGAACCAUUUCCCGCCCUCACGCCUGGUCCUACCACGCCUGGACUAUCGCAACAGAGAAGCAAUGACUACUUUACGCAGACCCCGAUGCAAUACCAAGUGAGAACUAGACCUAUCAGUAUCCGACGACUUCCUUCCGCUACCGACGUUCAACAAACUUCUCGAUCACGGGCAGGUUCCGGCACGACGCGGAGGAGAAACAAUACCGCGCCUUCUCGGCCAGAACUGAAUGAAAAUGCCACUGCCGGUCUUGCUGGUCUUCCGGGGCAUUAUGAGGUCGGUCCAACUGGUGGUAUGGACACCAUUCGUGAAGGCGAGGAGGUUCACCACGGUCGGAAUCGCACCUCUGUGGAUAGUGCGGAUAGUCAAGUGGGGAGAUCGGGAAGCAAAAGAAUGCGUAGAGCGAGUAACGCUGCUCGUUCGAUCCUUAGUAAAUUGAGUGACGACCCAGAAGAGGACAAAUUGCGUCAGGGACGGCCUCAUUCUAGAAACAAACACGAGUACGAAAGUGAUGUUGUUGAUUAUCUGGAUGUGCUAGACCCUGAAGUUUCCACUCUGACCACUUUGACCAAUGUCCAAAAUGCCAUGUUUGUACCCGACAUUCCAUACUUGAACAGAUUCUACAACCGUCGACCAACCUAUGAGCUCUCGAGAGGUCAAAGUCGUAUAACAGAAGCUUCCGAGCCAGCUAGUCUACGACCACAAAUCACUCGCCAAAUCUCUCGCCAAAUCAGUCGAAAAUCAAUGCCCCCCACACCUGCACCACCAGCCGUCCCCCCAAAAUCGACCGAACAAGAGCGACGCAUUAUGGACAGAGGUAAUUCCAGAACCCCAGAUCCAGGCAUGGACUCAACCGAAUAUCUUAAUCGACGAUUUAGCAUAACGUCACAAGUCGAAGAAGACCACUUUGCUGUACUUCCUCAUGGUGUAACCCUCGAGGGCUGGUCCCAAGAAGAUGUUGACGCUCUAGACGACUAUGUCCGGCAUAUGUUACAUUCACGCAGAAGCAGGUUCAAACGUGGUAUGAGAGGUUUUGGUAAAUACGUUCGCAAACCGCUCGGCUUCUUCGUGACAUUAUACGCCUUUCUGAUUACUGCCUUUGGUCUCAUUUGGGUUCUGUUCCUUAUCGGUUGGAUAUCCUUGGGGUCAAGAAAAGACUACAUCGUUCACAUUGUUGACAGCGUCCUUGUGGGUCUAUUUGCUAUCAUGGGUGACGGUCUGGCUCCCUUCCGCGCUGUUGAUACCUACCACAUGAUAUAUAUCGCUCACUACCACCGUCUAUCCUGGAAGCUCAGAAAACAAAAAGGAUUACCCAAACUAUCAGAUCACAACGACCUACCCGAAAGACUACAAAAAGAAGUAUGCGCUGAUGCCGAGGCCGGACUCGAUAAAGAGACAGAUGCUGAUUGGGAGUUUUCGGUUCUAACCGCCGAACAGCAAAAGAAGCUCGUCCACCACCAGAACAAAUUCUCAAAAUCACACUCGUACUACCGACCGCACGAGACCACAACCCACUUUGCCUUCCCACUAAAACUCCUCAUCACCAUCGUCUGUCUCCUCGACGCUCAUUCCCUCCUACAAAUCAGCCUCGGUGCUUUCACCUGGGGUUGGUCAUACCACACACGUCCCGAAUGGAUUACGGCCGUCAUCCUCUCCCUCUCAAUCACGGUCAACAUCACUGGCGGUGUCCUGAUCUCAGUCGGCGACAAACGAACUCGAAAGAAGGACGUUCUCCUACGUAUGGCACGACAAGGCCUCACAGAAGAAGCCAUGCGAAAAGUCGAAAAACACAAACAAGCAAAUGAAGAAGACACAUCGCAUCUACGACCGAGCAUUGCUCAAGUCCACGCCAUCAACGUCCAGCAAGGCGUAGUUGAGCCCGAAGGCUCAGAACCUUUUGUGACUGGAACAAACGAAGUUAAAGAGAAGUUGAAGGGAUACAAGACCGACCGAGAAGAUGAAAACAGUGGUGAUGAGGAAGACAGUAGGAGUAGGAGUAGACACAGCAAGGAUAAAAGAGAUCGAGAGAAGGAGUUGACGAGUUUCUUGAGUGGUGGUGAGACGACUGAGGACUUCCGGACGCCUCUGGAGACACCAGGGAGGUUGAAUUGA